AUGGUCACCCAGCCCGCCCCCGUGGACCGGAGCCUCACCGUCCACCGCGAGGCCACGCUGCGACAACUCGCCGAGCACACCGCCCGGCUCCUCGAAGAGGCCCUCGAGACGCCGCGCCCCGACGAGCGCGCCUACGCGGACCUCCUCGCUGCGAGCGUCCGGCGCGUCGCCGACCGCACCUGCUGGAUCCUGCGCUCCGCCAUCCAUCCCAGCGAGCAGACACGCAUCCUCGCCGCCGCGACGCCAUGGCUGCACGAGAUUCGCGUGCGGCUCCAAGAGCGCGCGCGCAGCCGCACCGACGCCGACAAUGGCACCACGACCCGGACCGUCAUCACCGAGUGGGUGUUUGACGAUGCAGAGCUCACGCGCCUCGUGCUGCAUGCGGACCGCAUCUGCGCCGAGACGGUCGCCAUCGACGACGCUCGUCGCGCGCAAAAUCCCGCCAAGGCUCCGCCGAUUCUCUAUGAGGACAAGCUCGAGGAUCUCCGGGACAAGCUCAUGCCGGAGCGCUGCCUCGGGCCGUGGAUCAAGUUCGACAGCAUCCGCCAGUGGCUCGACCACUGCGACGCCCAACACACCGCGCACUGCCAGCUGUCCGAGCAGAGCAAGACCAUCUUCGCCCACCACCCCAAAUGGCUCGUCGACACUGCGCGACGCUGCCUCGUCGAGGCCACGCCCGGCCAGCGGUACCUGGCGCUCAGCUACGUCUGGGGCCCGCACGCCGCCUUUCAGACGCUGACGAGCAACGUCGAGUCGCUGCAGCGCGACGGCGCCCUCGCUCCCUCGUCGUUGCUUGCCAAAAGGGGCAGUGGGGAGGCUGGCGCGCGUAAGAGUGACAACAAGCUCGCAGGUCUGGAAGCCAUAGCCCGCACCGUAGCCGACGUGAUUGAAUUCGCCGACCGUCUCGACGAGCCGUACCUCUGGGUCGACGCGCUGUGCAUUGUGCAAGACGACGACGCCCACAAGCAGGAGCACCUUGCCCGCAUGGGCAGCAUCUACGCCAACGCCUACGCCACCAUCGUCGUUGCUCACGGCGCCGCGCACCACGGCUUGUGCGGCAUCCAGGAUGUCACGCCCCCGAUGCAGCGCGCUCGCGGCGGCGCGCCCUACACGCCGUCGUACGUGCGUCGGCCGGGGUCUCUGGCGGCAGCGGUGCGUCAGCACAUGGACGCCAUGCAGCGCUCGGCGUGGAAUUCGCGCGCGUGGACGUUUCAGGAGCAAAUCUUUUCGCGGCGGCUCAUUAUCCUCAGCGAUAGCGAAGUCACCUGGGAGUGCCACUGCAACGUGUGGCUCGAGGGCGUGCGGGCGGUCGAGGCGCAAUGUGCGCGCAACACGGCCGUCGUCGCCGAGGGCUUCUCGUUCCACAUGGACCCGACGUUUCGUGACUACGAGGCCCACGUGAAGCAGUACAACCGGCGGCGGCUGAGCUAUCCGGAGGACGCAAUGGACGCGUUUGCGGGCAUUCUCACGGUGCUGCAGACUACGUUUCUGGGGGGCUUCGUGUGCUGUCUACCAGUCAUGUUCUUUGAUACGGCUCUGCUAUGGUACAAUGAGGGCAUGGUGGGUGAGCGCGUGCCGAAGCGUCGGCGCCAUGGAGCCGGUAUAGCGCCGACGUGGGCGUGGGCCGCAUAUGACGGCAACAUUGCGUUUCCUGACUUCUCCGCGGCCAAGGAAGGAGUGCGGCCGCUCGUACGGUGGAAGUACUGCCGCGGCGAUGUGAAACAAUGGUCGCCGGUGCUCUCGCUGGAGAAACAGCAGCCUGAGAAAAAGUUCGCCACGGCGGCAGACCUGCAGGCGCUCAUGGCAAGCAUGAGUCUUGAGAAUGACGGCCCAGUGUCUGCAGGCGAGCCCGCAUUCCCGGAAGGCACUGGUAUCAUGCACCACCAUCUUCUUCAUGCCCGACCAGAACGAGCCGUAUUCAACGUCCUGGAGUAUUAUGGCGACGAGGGCGUUCCGCUGGUAGGCGCUUCCGGAGAGUGUGUGGGAGUGCUCACCCCGUGCAAGAAGCUAGGCAGUCAUGCCGUAGAUGCCAAGACUGUCAUCUCGUGCGAGCUCGUCGCCAUCUCAGAGUCAUACAUCAACAACAUGGAGACGUACAAUGUGCUCUGGAUAGAAAAGAAGGGCGGCGUAUACGUGCGCAAGGGCGUGGGUCGCAUCCUCAAGUCCGACUGGGUGAGCCAAGCGCCGCAGCUAAUGGAUCUGCUAUUGGCAUAG
Beauveria bassiana ARSEF 2860 is the source of this 2214-nucleotide messenger RNA. Its product is annotated as heterokaryon incompatibility protein. The record is from RefSeq and is a predicted model, not a curated record. Bases 1 to 2214 code for a protein of 737 amino acids. NCBI's taxonomy places the organism in Eukaryota, Fungi, Ascomycota, Sordariomycetes, Hypocreales, Cordycipitaceae. The transcript is spliced from 2 exons.